AUGAUUAUAAAUUUUGAUGAACCCGAUGUUAUUCCUCCGUAUAAUCGGGAUGGUGGCAAUAACAAUCACAACCCAAACAACCCCAACAACAACAACCCCAAUAACGAUAUGGCAAACUUUGAAGAUAUACUCCUCAUCUCUUUUAUCACAAUGACAUCUAUCGUUGGACUAUUUGUCAUUUCAGGCAUAAUAUUUCUCAUCAUACGAAGGUCAAAUCAAAUCUCAGAAGAUGACUUGGAGAGAGAAGAAGAAAAUCAAGCAUACCUUGAGCUUAAUAGCGAUGAGCAAGAACUCUAUUUCCAAUCCAAAGAGUACUUACACAACAACCCAUACUUUGUUGGAGAACUCACUCUUAGCCAAAACCUCUCCAUCCAAGAAAAGGGUGUUAGCGCAUAUGAGUUUGUUAAGGAUUCGAUGUUGACCAAUAAUGAUCUCUUGGUAGUCAACAAGACGGAGCUCAAUUUCUUUAAGAAUUUUGAGUGCUCGGCACAAACGAAUUUGCCCAUGCCUACUAAAAAUGAAGUUUACUAUUUUGAGUGUAAACUAUAUUCGCUACCAAGCCCAGAGGAGACUAUCAUUUCAAUGGGGUUGAGCACAAAGCCAUACCCCUGGUUUCGUUUGCCUGGUCGCCACCCACACUCUGUAGUAUACGACUCCAAUGGCUUUAGAAGACAUAACCAACCAUUCAACUUCCUUGAUAUGGAGCCGCCAUUUCCUCAACUAGCAAAAGGCGAUGUUGUUGGUGUUGGGUACAGGACACGCACUGGAACAGUGUUUUUCACUCGUAAUGGCAAGAAAAUCAGUGAACUGAAACUCGGUGGCCAUGUUAAAAAUUUUAAACCAGCAAACCAAGGACAACUUUUCCCUAUUGUUGGUGCAAAUAAUAUAUGUUCUGUGCAUGUGAAUUUGGGACAGCGAGGGUUUGUAUUUAUCGAAGGUAAUGUGAAGAAUUGGGGAUAUGCUCCUAUAGAGGGCACGGGACCAGCACCACCAGCAUAUAACAAAUUCAACUCGGACAUAUUAUUAGAGAGGUCAGAAAUUCUUGAUGAUACCGAUGAUAAUGGAGGUGGAGGCGGUGCAGCAGGAUUUAAUGCUGCUGAUGAUAACGGAUUAAUUGAUAGGGAGCACGACUUUCCACCUGAUUUUUGGUCUACAGUAAAGCAAGAAGGUUCCGGUUUAGAAGAUGAAGAUGAUGUUGAAGGACGCAGGCGAAGGAAGGAGGCAGGAGAAAAUGUAUUGAAUCAUGACAAAUUUAGUUAUAAUGCGUACUCGGAAGUUGGUUCAGCAGAUGAACGAAUCACUUUAGAUAGUCUUGUACCUCCACACAAGCCACCAUCUUAUCAUGAUGAUGAAGAAGGAGAAGGAGGAGGAAGAAGAGAAGGAGAGGUAGAAGAAGUAGAGGGUGGAGUAGAGGUGCGUGAAGAGGAUGGAGUACAAAAUAUACCGAGAGAGGGACCAUCGUCUGCGUUGGUUGCUAGUCUUGAACACACACAAAGUGAACAGAAUGAGGAGGAAGAAGAAGCAGCAGCAGCAGCAGCAGCAGCAGCAGCAGCGCUGAGAUCUGUGAAUGAGGGCGAGAGUAACACUGCAUUGGAUACUAUGGCUGGACCAUCUACUUCCACUUUUACACCUACCUCGAAUGAAACCACGGAUAAUAAGAAGAAUAAAUCUCGAAUGGUUCAUCAUGAUGGUAUUGAUGGUGUACAAGUAGAACAGCAAGAGGAAGAGGAUGUGGAUAAUAAUUGGGAAAUUUAUUGA
Lodderomyces elongisporus is the source of this 1758-nucleotide messenger RNA. RefSeq lists its product as uncharacterized. Gene Ontology annotation, cellular component: endoplasmic reticulum. Gene Ontology annotation, biological process: protein transport to vacuole involved in ubiquitin-dependent protein catabolic process via the multivesicular body sorting pathway. The record is from RefSeq and is a predicted model, not a curated record. The transcript has a single exon. Lineage: Eukaryota; Fungi; Ascomycota; Pichiomycetes; Serinales; Debaryomycetaceae. The coding region runs from base 1 to 1758 and encodes 585 amino acids. Gene Ontology annotation, molecular function: protein binding.